Molecule: messenger RNA, 1816 nt
Organism: Parasteatoda tepidariorum (common house spider)
Lineage: Eukaryota; Metazoa; Arthropoda; Arachnida; Araneae; Theridiidae
Gene: Dhod
Product: dihydroorotate dehydrogenase 2
Biological process (GO): UMP biosynthetic process; 'de novo' pyrimidine nucleobase biosynthetic process
Cellular component (GO): cytoplasm; mitochondrial inner membrane
Molecular function (GO): dihydroorotate dehydrogenase activity
Source: RefSeq, a predicted model, not a curated record
AUCUAUACACCCUUACUGAAACUGAUGCAAUAGCCAGACAACCUAAACCACCACCCAAACACCUUAGAAGAAUUCUGUUCCAGAACUUAAUUACAACCGGGUAAUUUCAGCUACCAUAGCCAGUCUACACACAGGACAGUUUAACCGGUUAACGCCCAGCGUCAUAUUUAGGACAGUUCCUUUUUUCAAGAAAAGAAGAUCAAAAUGGAAUUACCUGCUCUAGAUGUAAGCCAAUAAAAAAAAAAUUUCGUUUGCAGUAGUGUUAAAAUUUCACCAAAAGAGUUUAAACUGUAGCGAUGGAACGUUUGGAGGUGAAGAAAUUAAUGACUUUUUAAAAACUGCCGCGCAACAUAAGUGUAAGGUUGAAUACCAAGAAAAAUAACGCAGCGGCGAGCAGCUAUUAAAAAAUUACUACACAUACACAAUGGCGAAAAAGCGACACUUUCUGUGUAACAGCUCAGCUCAGACAGAAGGCCUGUCUGAGCAUAACCUACUAGAAGGUCAAGGCCUGCUGGCUCAACUAUUUCAACUCCGUGACGUCACGAGGAGAAGGUAAUAGCGUCUGUACCUUUAACGUAGGAACGCCAUUUAAAGCUCCAUUGAACACGUGAAUGUUGCAGCAGAAUUUCAUUUUUUAUCGAAGAUUUAAAGAGAUAUCAAAGCAGCCAGCAUGGUUUAUAUGUGUUGCGUCCCAAUGUGUCGAGGGAACUAUGAUGAAGAUCAUAAAGUUUCUGUGUUUCGUUUCCCUCAGGAUGCUGAAUUGCAGCAAUUGUGGUUGCGGAAAAUUCCAAGAAAGAACUACAAAAUAACUGCUCACUCAAGAGUAUGUGAAAAGCAUUUUCGUGCUGAGGAUAUAAGAAGAGAGGCCUCCCACUUUGAUGAAAGGACGGGAAGGCACAUUUCUUACACACUGGAUCGGCCUGUGCUGGAAAAAGAAGCAGUACCCUGCCUAUUCCAAAAUUGCCCUUCAUAUCUGUCCUCAGCUAGUUCUUCAAGAGAGAGUCCUUCAGCAAAAAAGCAAAAAAUUGAAGAACUUCAACUAGCUGAGGCAUUAAAAGCCAGUGAAGAGGCAGCAUGUUUGUAUGCUGAGACUAAUAGUUUUGACUCACUGUCAAAGCUGAAAAUGCUGCUAGGGGAUAAAGUUCUGCCAAAAAAUUGGCAUGCCCUUUUUAACGGGGAUAAACAGGUUAACUUUUUGAACUUUUCUGAUGAAGAUGUACCAAAUGUUUUAUAUGUUGUUACUGUUUAUGAUAAUUUAUGUUUACAUGUUAGUUUUAAAGGCCAGAAACUGCUAAAACAUGAUGGUAAAAAAUUACCUCUAGCUGUUGGCCAAAUAAAUGACAUUUUUGAUACAUUGGAACGUCUUGAGAAGCAGCAAAUUGAUUCGAAAGAUCCAAUUACUUAUUAUUUGGAAAUUGUUGAAUCUUUGUUGACUUCUUUGAAGGAUAUUGUUGAGGAUAAACAUAAGGUUUCCCUUGAUUUUAUUUUAGAGCAGUUGAAUUUUUUAAUGUGUAAGCCUGAGAGGUUUAGGUAUUCUUCUAAUACUCUAAUCCUCUCUUGCUUGUUAUUUUAUAUUUCCCCCCAAGCGUACAAAUUCUUGCGUCAGUCUGGUACUUUAACCUUACCUGAUCCAAGUACUUUACGCAAAAUUAGUGCUAAGUUGCACACGACACCACAACAUGAGCAAUGUGAUUCUAUGUUCUUAAUGUAUGCAAAGCAAAUGAUUUCAUCUCUGCAAGAAGAGCAACGAUAUGUUUCUCUGAUGCUUGAUGAAAUCCACAUUCAACCCUACCUUGAUUACAAAGGUGGGAAUAUG